UUAUGUUAGUGAAAACUUUAAUAUUAACAUGAUAGUGGAAUCAAAUUUUUACUCGACAUACUGCUGCACUGAUCACGUGUAAGGCGGAAGUAGCGAGGUAAGUUGCAGAGGUGUGAAAUGUAGUGUCCGAUGCUAUCAGUCCGAUAUCUUUGGCCUUUUGUCCACUGACCUGGCUCUCCGGGAAUGACACUGGUAAACUGCACGGGUGUGAAAAAUAAUGUUAGCUGUCACACCUGCAUGUAUUAGAUUCACAAUAUAAUAGAUUCUGAAAUGAUAGUCCAGAAGAGAGAUACUGUGCCUCAUUCUGAAGAGAGUCUGCCCACAGAUAUGCUUGCAGAAGUUUCUAACAGACUGCCAGUUAAUUGUUUGUCCCAGGAUCUCAGUGACCAGCUCAGUCAGUGCAACUCACCCUGCUGUAAUGGACAGCCAGCGCCAUGCCCCUCUCCAUGCUGUAAUGGACAGCCAGCGCCAUGCCCCUCUCCAUGCUGUAAUGGACAGCCAGCGCCAUGCCCUUCCCCAUGUUGUAAUGGAAAGCCACCCCCAUGUCCUUCUCCCUGCUGUAAUGGACUGUUUAUGUGCCAGUCACCUUGCUGCCAAAACCCUCCACCACAACAGUCCACUCCAAUGAAAUGCAACAAUCUGUCAGAUUGUUUGGACUUCAGUGACCUAUCAUUUCACCCAGAUCAUGAUUCCACUUAUAUACAGGACACCGACAGUGAGUCAGAAUGGGAAAGUCCAGAUGAAGAGGCGGAGAAAGAUGACACUGACCCAGUGACUGACACAAAAUGCCUAGUAUUUCAUAAUCAGUUGAAAGGUCUUUUUGAGAAGUGCUUGGGGGACAAAUUUUGUGCCGCGCCAGUGGUGGACAGGAAAGAAGAAUGGUGUGGCAGCAUGUUAACUGUCAAAGGUACCUGUCUAAACCAUCACGAUUUUGUCUGGCGUUCGCAGCCGGUUGUGAACAAGCAACCUGUAGGAAAUAUAUUAUGUGCAGGUGCAAUUUUGUUUACUGGGAACACUUUUACUUCAUUCAAAGAAAUCACUGAGGCUCUCAACUUGAAGACCAUCCAGGAGAGGCAAUUUUACGCUAUACAGAAAAAACACCUUUUGCCAUGUGUUAACCAAAUGUGGAAAAUUCACCAGGAACAGCUUUUGUCAGAAUAUACACAAGAUGAAGCUUUGGUUGUGGCAGGUGAUGGGCGUUGCGACAGUCCUGGUCACACAGCAACUUUUGGCACGUACAGCCUGAUGGACACAAAAACCAACAGAAUCCUCACUACUAAUGUUGUGAAAGUGACUGAGGUCCCAAAUUCUUACCAUAUGGAAAACGAAGGCCUUGUGCGUUGUAUGCAGGAUUUACAUAAUUCAGGUGUUACUGUGCACACUAUUGCCACUGACAGGCAUCCACAAAUAACAAAAACCCUUAGAGAGAAAUACCCCUCCGUCGAGCAGCAGUAUGAUGUGUGGCACUUGGAUAAGUCGGUGAAGAAGAAGCUCUCUGCAGUGGUUAAAAAGAAGGAGUGUGCAGAUUUACAGCCAUGGGCAAAAGCCAUCAGUCAUCAUCUGUGGUGGUCAGCUGACUCUUGCCAGGGGAAUGCACUGGAGCUAAAGGAACGUUGGCAGUCUAUCUUAAGACACACUGUUAACAUACAUGAGUGGACAGUAGGCCAACGCUUCUUGAAAUGUGCUCAUGAGGAUUUAUCAGAUAAGCAGUCCAGGAGCAAGAAAUGGUUGAAGGCAGGUUCCCCUGCCCACAAGGCUCUCCAGUCCAUAGUAUUGGAUAAAAGACUAACAAAAGACCUUGAGUCGGUUACUGGAUUUUGUCACACUGGCCACUUGGAAGUAUAUCAUAACAUGCUGCUCAAGUAUGCCCCAAAGAGGCUCUCAUUUAGUUACGAGGGAACAGUGGCCAGAACAUUGCUAGCAGUACUCGAUAACAAUCACAAUCAGAACCGGGAGCAAGUGGUGAACAAGAAUGGUACACUUCGAUGGAACGUCCGAUGGUCUAAAGUAACCAAACGCUUUACCGCACAGAAGGUUAUGGGCCAAAAGGAUAUGGAGUUCCGUCAACACUUGAUGCAGUGUGCAGUAGAUAGAGUAGAAAGAGGGCUUGGGGAAGAAAUUGACAAGAUUUUUGUCCCAGAGUUAGCAAGGAACACUGUGGCCAAGACGCCGAAGCCCACUAGAGAUGAAGUUGUACAGGGACACAUUUCUAGAUUCCGCAAACUGACAUAUUAGACUUGAUUAUUAUUAUUCAGU
Messenger RNA from Lingula anatina, 2256 nucleotides. RefSeq lists its product as uncharacterized. NCBI's taxonomy places the organism in Eukaryota, Metazoa, Brachiopoda, Lingulata, Lingulida, Lingulidae. The record is from RefSeq and is a predicted model, not a curated record.